Molecule: messenger RNA, 1043 nt
Organism: Drosophila hydei
Lineage: Eukaryota; Metazoa; Arthropoda; Insecta; Diptera; Drosophilidae
Product: heat shock protein beta-1
Exons: 5
Coding region: 316-897 (193 amino acids)
Biological process (GO): protein refolding; response to heat
Molecular function (GO): protein folding chaperone
Source: RefSeq, a predicted model, not a curated record
CACCGAAAAUGCAAAACAGUCAAACAGAAAACUUUGAAACGCGUUGAAUUGUACGACACGAGUCAACACACAUACACAUAAACAUAUAUACAAAUACAUUAAAAUAAUACAUACAUUGUGAUUUUUUUUGGUUCUGAUUAGAAAGUGAAUAUACAUAUAUAAAAACGCACACUUAAGCACAAGCUGACCGAGUCCAAUAAGAAAGAGCGGUGCGCGUGAAAACAAACCGAAGCAAAGAAAAAGAAGAAGCAGCAGCACACGCAAGAAGUUUUUUAAUUCUAUCUAACACACACAUAAACAAAAAAAAAAACAAAAAUGGCCGAGGCUAAUAAGAGAAAUAUUCCCAUCAAAUUGGGCGACUUCAGCGUUAUCGAUACGGAAUUCAGCAGCAUACGCGAACGCUUCGAUUCUGAGAUGCGCAAAAUGGAGGAGGAGAUGGCCAAGUUCCGUCACGAGCUGAUGAACCGCGAGGCCAAUUUCUUCGAAUCAACCAGCUCUACUAAAAAGACAACAACUACAACCAGCUCAACAACAAACUCGGCCCUGCCUUCCCGAGUGCCCAAGCAACAGAACUAUGUAUCCGACAUCAGCUCUCCCUUGAUACAGGACGAGGGCGAUAACAAAGUGCUGAAGCUACGGUUCGAUGUCAGCCAAUAUGCACCAGAGGAGAUUGUUGUUAAAACUGUCGAUCAGAAGUUGCUGGUGCAUGCCAAGCACGAGGAGAAAUCAGAUACAAAGAGCGUUUACAGGGAAUACAACCGUGAGUUUCUGUUGCCGAAGGGCGUGAAUCCCGAAUCGAUUCGCUCGUCCCUGAGCAAGGAUGGUGUCUUGACUGUGGAUGCGCCGCUGCCAGCGCUCACUGCCGGCGAAACCUUGAUACCCAUUGCGCACAAGUGAAGUGGGGCGCCCGCAAUUCGUAAUCCUACCUAUCCACAGGCCAGCUAUACAGAACACAACACAACAGCAAAUCCCUACUAAAAAGAUGAAGAUAAAAAUAGAAUUCACAAUUGGCCUAAAUUACAUCAAAAAUAAUUUUUUUUUUC